CCAGGUGAUUCAGCUGAUUGUUCCCUCUUCCUGGUUACCGAUCUUACUUUUCGUCACAUUGAAAUUGUCAUGAAUAUUUUAUGGGAUUGAAACGCACAAACCCGUGACGAUCUUAUUCAAGCAUUGAUUGUUUUUACAGCACGCAUGCGUAUUUGUGCGUCUAGAAUGUCAUUGAUUUUUCUAAGCUGCAAGUCUGUCAGUCUGUAAUGUGAUCUCGCUUGCGCGAAGCUGUCGGGAUGAAGCCUUCAUCUAAGCAUGGAUACCAGGUUGUCAGCUUGCUUCAUAACGAUGUCCAUUUUAACAAAAAUACGUCUUUGGGACAUCGACAUCGCCUUCUUGGGAUUAUGAAGGUGUUGUCUGUCAUCUACAUCCUCCUGGGGCUGAUCACUACAGCACUGGGAGGAACACUUGUUGCCCUGGCUUUGGACAGACCACGAUUUACAUUUUCUACGGGGCUGCCUCUUAUGACUGGAGUAAUGAAGUUAUUCGGGUCCAUCAUUCUGUGCUUUAUCUCCGUGAGAGCUUCAAAGUUCAGAAAAUACACCUCACCACAGCUAUGCAAGUGGCAGUGUGCUAUGCUGUAUUUCUGCUACGCCGGCGUCCUCGUUCUUGGAACCUUGAACGUGGUAUUGACCUUCAGUGAAACGGACAUACAGCUGUCUUUAAUCCAGGAUCAUAGCCGUGUACCUAUGUUCCCAAUGGGUAUAGCCUCAGCAGCUCUCAUUGCAGUAGACCUUCUCGGAGGCAUUGUCUGCAUGGUGAUAUUCUGUUUAUACAAACAUCAAGGUGAACCUGGGUUUCAUGCUAAGUAUAAUCCCUCGAUUCAGCACAACGAACACAUCGAAAAGGAAGUGAAUUACCGGUUGAUGAUGCUAAGGAAAAUGUUACCAAAGUAUUCAGCGGGGCACUUAGCGCCACAUGGUGGCGUGACGUCAUCUGCGGUGCACAAACAGAAUACACAAACACACGUGGACCAAAAAGGAUACUAUGUGUGGGAUGUCCUUCCAACCCUGGAUUGAUAAAACAGUAACUGGUGGCCAUGGUCACUUGCUUUUGUAACACACCCUCUGCCUUUUGUUAACAAAUUGAAUCUUUAAAGUAUGAUUAAUUCUUGUUUAAAAAAUAGUUGGUGGUCUGUUAUAUUGAAACUAUUACUCUUGAAGGUGAAACAUGAGAUCACCAUGUGGGCAUGAAAGGGACCUUUCAUCGAGUUCAUCACCAUCAUGAGGACAUGAAAGGGGCCUUUAAUCGAGCUCAUCACCAUCAUGGGGACACGAAAGGGGCCUUUCAUCGAGUUCAUCACCAUCAUGAGGACAUGAAAGGGACCUUUCAUUGAGUUCAUCGCCAUCAUGAGGACAUGAAAGGGACCUUUCAUCGAGUUCAUCACCAUCAUGAGGUCAUGAAAGGGACCUUUCAUCGAGCUCAUCGCCAUCAUGAGGACAUGAAAGGGACCUUUCAUUGAGUUCAUCACCAUCAUGGGGACAAGAAAGGGACCUUUCAUCGAGUUCAUCACCAUCAUGAGGACAUGAAAGGGACCUUUUAUCGAACUCAUCACCAUCAUGGGGACAUGAAAGGGACCUUUAAUCGAGUUCAUCACCAUCAUGAGGACAAGAAAGGGACCUUUCAACGAGUUCAUCACCAUCAGCAAGUUUCGAUUGUAUGAUCAUUGUGUUUGUUCUUUGUUUUCCACCAGCUGUUUCACUAUGAAUAAUUGAGCCAGGAUCAUUAUUAUUAUUAACAACGUCCCACGCCCUUUUAUCAUCGAAAAAGGCACAGAUUUUUUCAAAUAGUCUUUUCGUGAAUAUGCUCUGCCCUUCCGGACACGUUGGGAACGUAGACAAGAAGAAUAACAGAAUCAUCUCAGACAAACGAAAUGUUCUUGGUGUUGAUUAAUUAAUUUAUAUAUAUAUAUAUGAAUAUAGUAUAAAAUGUUGAUAAAUG
Messenger RNA from Haliotis rubra (blacklip abalone), 1941 nucleotides. RefSeq lists its product as uncharacterized. The record is from RefSeq and is a predicted model, not a curated record. The transcript has 4 exons. Bases 237 to 1019 code for a protein of 260 amino acids. NCBI's taxonomy places the organism in Eukaryota, Metazoa, Mollusca, Gastropoda, Lepetellida, Haliotidae.